CAUGUCACCUAAAAGGGCAAAGCCUUCGGAAAUAGAAACAAAGUUGGUCACAAAUCACAUAGGCUUUGCCCGAAGUUUUCUUCACCCUUUUCGAGCAUGGGACCAUGGGGCAAGUGACCCCUCCCGUCAGUGGGGGAAGCCCGGGGGGUUUGCGCGGAGGGAACGCCUGUAACUUCCCCGCGACCAUGGUACCUGUUGAAAACGCGGAGGGCCCCGGUUUGCUGAGCCCGAAGGGGAAAGCCGCGGACACUGAUGGCAGCGACAGAGCCAGUGGCGGCCGGCAUCCUCCCUGGGCGAGAGGUUGUGGAGUGCUUGCUGUUCUGUCGUCUGUCACUGCUGCUGUCAGUGGCCUCCUGGUGGGUUAUGAACUUGGGCUCAUCUCUGGGGCUCUUCUUCAGAUGAGAACCGUAUUAGCCCUGACCUGCCACGAGCAGGAAAUGGUUGUGAGCUCCCUCCUCAUUGGGGCCUUACUCGCCUCUCUCACGGGAGGGGUCCUGAUCGACAGGUAUGGAAGGAGGACUGCCAUCAUCCUGUCAUCCUGCCUACUUGGACUUGGAAGCCUAGUCGUGAUACUCAGUUUAUCUUACCCGGUUCUCAUACUGGGACGGAUCACUAUAGGGGUUUCCAUUUCACUCUCUUCAAUUGCCACUUGUGUUUACAUCGCAGAGAUUGCUCCACAACACAGAAGAGGACUUCUUGUGUCACUGAAUGAGCUGAUGAUCGUCAUCGGCAUUCUUUUUGCCUACAUUUCAAAUUACGCGUUUGCCAAUGUUCCCCAAGGCUGGAAGUACAUGUUCAGCCUUGUUAUUCCCUUGGGAGUUUUGCAAGCGAUUGCUAUGUACUUUCUUCCUCCAAGUCCCCGGUUUCUAGUAAUGAAAGGACACGAGGAAGCUGCUAGCAAGGUUCUCAGAAGGUUGAGAGCCAUGUCAGAAACAACAGAGGAACUCACUCUGAUAAAAUCUUCCCUGAAAGAUGAAUAUCAGUAUAGUUUUUGGGAUCUGUUUCGUUCCAAGGACAACAUGAGGACUCGAGUCAUGAUAGGUUUAACACUGGUGUUUUUUGUACAAAUCACUGGCCAGCCGAACAUAUUGUUCUAUGCAUCAACUGUUCUGAAGUCUGUUGGCUUCCAAAGCAAUGAGGCAGCCAGCCUCGCCUCCACAGGGGUUGGGGUUGUUAAGGUCAUCAGCACCAUCCCAGCUACUCUCCUUGUAGACCAUGUUGGGAGUAAAACCUUCCUCUGCGUUGGCUCCUCUGUGAUGGCAGCUUCAUUGUUGACCAUGGGCAUUGUGAAUCUCAACAUCCAUGUGAACUUCACCAGUAUCUGCAGAAGCCAUAGUCCUAUCAACCAGUCAUUGGAUGAGUCUGUGCUCUAUGGACCAAGGAACCUGUCAGCCAGCAGUGACACUCUUCAAGAGCACUUUAAGGGCAUCACAUCCCACAGCAGGAGCUCACUAAUGCCCACAAGAUACGAUGUGGAUAAGAGAGGGGAGAUGACCUUGGCAUCCCUACCAAAUGCUGGACUGAGCCAAGCUGAAUACCACGUGGUCACAGACUCUGCAGACGUCCCCGCGACUUUGAAAUGGCUCUCCUUAGCCAGCUUGCUUCUAUAUGUUGCUGCUUUUUCAAUUGGUCUAGGACCAAUGCCCUGGCUGGUACUGAGCGAGAUUUUUCCUGGUGGAAUUAGAGGACGAGCCAUGGCCUUAACCUCUAGCAUGAACUGGGGCAUCAACCUCCUCGUCUCGCUGACAUUUUUGACUGUGACCGAUCUCAUUGGCCUGCCCUGGGUGUGCUUUAUAUAUACAAUCAUGAGUCUAGCAUCCCUGGUUUUUGUUGUUGUGUUUAUACCUGAGACAAAGGGAUGCUCCUUGGAACAAAUAUCAAUGGAGCUGGCAAAUGUGAACUAUGUGAAAAACAACAUUUGUUUUAUGAGUCAUCAUGAAGAGGAAUUAGUGCCAAAACAGCUUCAAAGAAGCAAGCCCCAAGUGCAGCUCCUGGAGUGUAAAAAGACAUGUGGUAGGGGACAACCGCGGCAGCUUUCUCCAGAGGCCUAGUGGCCUCAAAACCUUAAAAAAAUAUUGUCUUCAUACCAAUAUGUCUUGGCCACUCCCAUGUUCUCUCUUUAGUGUCAUGGAGCUACUUUUAAAGGGACACUCUGAAAUUACAAAGACAACCUUUAAUCUCCACUCGCCAAAAAGUAAAUGAAGUACAAAGUCCCAAGUGGUAUCUUUCUUACUCUGACUAGAAUACUAGGUUAAAAAAAAAAAGAGAGGCUAGUUCAAUACUUUCCACCUUUCACAGAGCACUAUAACUAGUGAUGAAAUCAACUUUUGCCUUAAGGUGCGUUUGAGGCCUGCUGCAGCUUUAUUAUUCAGAUUACUUAAGUGGUCUGAACGUGAGCUUACAGGGUUUUUUUUCCUACUAAGAUGCUCCUAGCACUGGGUCUUGUGUAAAACAGAACUAGGACACAUUGUGGACACCUGCACAUAGGUUCUAAAUUAGGAUAGGGUCUUGGUUAGGAUUUUAGUGAUAAUUCCUAAUUACAGUUAAAGAAGUACAAAGAUUAUGCUGCUUAUUUUGUGAAUUAUGAACUAUAAUGUAAAAUAUCCUUUUAUGAAUUUCAUGUAUUAUAAAAUAUUAAAAGACAAUUCCACGAUAGUUGUGGAAAAUAAGCAUUUUUCCAUCCAUUUAAAAAUAAUGUGAACAAGAAGGGCAAUUUCAAAAUCCUGGGACCAUAUUUAUUUAGAAAUAGUUGUUAGUAAGUUACGAGAAAAGGAGUCAGGCCAUUAGAUUAUGAUUUGACCUACUAAGCAAGCUUAACAUUCACUCCUUCUAAGGCUUUCAUGAUAACUUAAUAGCAACCCACAGUUCCCUGCACGUCUCUGCACUCCUCAGGAGUAUCACUACCUCAGGUUGUGGCACACAGGAAAGCUAUCAGCGAUGCUGAUGUUCAGAUGACUGCAGAUGUAAAAAAUGACAUUUAGACAUCAGGACAAUGCUCUCACUACGUUCUUCUCUCUGAUGAAGCAGAGAACACCAACUGUACCAGAAACUUGGGUUUUCACCCACACAGCAAUGGAUGACUCUCUUCUGUAUUUUUCCAGUUGAAUUUCAAGACCUUGGGAGGCAUUCUACCAAUUGAAUUUGGAUGUGAUAUAGAAAAUCUAUAAUAAAGAAUCUUGACCCAA
This is a messenger RNA of Manis pentadactyla (Chinese pangolin), 3185 nucleotides long. It is a transcript of the gene SLC2A12, whose product is annotated as solute carrier family 2 member 12. NCBI's taxonomy places the organism in Eukaryota, Metazoa, Chordata, Mammalia, Pholidota, Manidae. Gene Ontology annotation, cellular component: membrane. Gene Ontology annotation, molecular function: transmembrane transporter activity. The coding region runs from base 105 to 2051 and encodes 648 amino acids. The transcript is spliced from 5 exons. Gene Ontology annotation, biological process: transmembrane transport. The record is from RefSeq and is a predicted model, not a curated record.